GUGAGCUCCACAUGUUAUCAUGGAGCAGCAGCAAGCCUAUCCGACUCCGGUGCUGCGGCCUCCGGUGUUUAAUACUCCACUAGAUCCUGGUCAAACGGGACCCUGGUACCCCAACACCGGGCUGUGGUCACCAGCAGCGCCACCCGGACCCUGGCAUGGAGGGUGGAAUCAGUGGGGGGCUCAGCAUGGAUACCAGCAGGGCCCUCAGGGGCAGCACUACGGGGGGCUUUGGCACCAUGGGCAGCAUGCGCAGGAAGGAGCCAGUUGUCAUGGCAACAGUGAAUACAAGAGAAAGAGAAAAGAGCCUGUCUACUUGCAUUACUGUGACACCUGUGAUCGAGGCUUUAAGAACCAGGAGAAGUAUGAUGAACACGUUUCCCAACAUGUGAAGUGCCAGGAAGCAGACUGCCAUUUCAGAGCCCACGAGAAGCUGGUACAGUUUCACUGGAGGAAUAUGCAUGGACCUGGUUCCAAGAGAAUAAAACUGGACACGCCUGAGGAAAUCAAUAAAUGGAGAGAAGAGAGACGGAAAAACUACCCAACUCUGCAAAACAUUGCGAAGAAGACUCGGCUCCAAAAAGAAAAGGAGGAUCGAGGAGAUGUGCUGAAAACGGCACAGUUUGGUAAGAUGAAGGGAAUGAGGAAUGGUCCAGCGGGUGCCAGGGAUAAAAUGUCUUGGAAAAAUCACCGACGUGCAAGGAAGAUGAGAAAAGAAUUAAAUGAAUCUGCAAAACAGGGAGGGCCAGCCAAACCAGACAUAAAAUCGGUAGAGCCUUCCAAGGAACCACUGACCAGUCAGAGUAAUAAGCGGACUGUGAACCCACUAGACAUGCUUGCUGGCAGUGACCCAGAAUCUGACAGUGGUGGAGAGCCAGCGCCCACUGGCUUGACUGUCAUACCAAAGCAGGUAACCUCUGGCCUCAGCAGACUUAUGUCCAGCUAUGGGAGUGCAUCUGACAGUGAGCCUGAGGAGCUGCCAAUUAAGAAGGUAACCAUGGCCUUAGAAGAAAAUAGGCAGAUAUUGGAAGCACUUGAGCAGAGUAUGGACGCCAAGCCUGUAAAUGGGAAAGCUGAGAACGCUUCGAAUGUGGCAAACACAGACUCCUGCAAUACUGCUUUGCAUCCAAAAAUUCUUCAUAAUAAAGUCCAUCCCAAAAAAGGCCAUAAUAAUUCAAAGAAACUGGUUAGCGCAAGGAGUCGGCCUACGCUGCUGGAAAUGUUGCUGGCCCGUGACAUAAGACGUGAAAGGAACAUCAUUUUACAGUGCGUUAGAUACGUUGUCCAGAAUAACUUUUUUGACUGCCCAUCGAACAGCAAGCUUCAGGUCACCAGUGAGUCUUCACCAGCAAAACCCCAAAAUGUGAUUGAAGAAACAGAAUCUGAAGUGAUAAGCAAGCAGACGAGUGGGCCGGCGGAGCAGACGAGUGGGCCGGCGGAGCAGACGAGUGGGCCGGCGGAGCAGACGAGUGGGCCGGCGGAGCAGACUGCCCCUGUGACAAGUUACUACUUUAGGCAGCUAGAACCUGUGGAUGAUGAGAUCUGGGAGACCAAUGCUAGCUGUGUUGAAACAUUUGGCGUUUAAAAUGUUUCUUGAAUGAAGAAAGAACUAUUUAUUUCCUACGUUUUUUGUUAUAAUGCAAUACUGCACUUGUUUAAAGCGGACCGUCAGGCUCUCCUCACUUGUCAGGCUAGGUUGACAUCUGUGUUGAAGCCUUUCCCCUUUUAGACAGGAAAAAUAGUCCUAUAUGCAGCCCCAAUUUUCCGCUUCGGAAGGAUACAGCCCUGUUUUUUUUGUUUUUUUUCUCCCCAUUGACAAUGAACUCUGUGGUGCACAUGUGAAUGGAAGCUAACAAUCUUUACUUACAGCGACGUUACUCCUUCUAGAAAUGUAUGACUACCGGUAAUUUGGGUCUGUUUUCCUUGUGAGCAGUGUUUGCCCCUGUCCCCUCUGACACUGCCCAGUCACUGCAGAAUAGUUUCUGGUGCUGCAUCGUAGCUAAAAUGUAAAUUGUAAGAUUAUAGUUUAUUACUUUGUAUAAACUUUAUAGUGUAUAUAGCAGCCUAGGAAGAUAUGAACAGGUCGGUCAGAGGUAAAUGGUGGAUACCUGAGCACACAUGGAUCAUGGUAUCUAUAGCACCUCCUGCUGGCAUUGUGCAGCUAUUACCAUGUCCUGGGUGUUAAUACAAGUUGUGUACAGUUUGCCUAUAGCCCUCUAAACUGUUUCUCUAGAGUGAAGCGCAUCAGGUGUAGCAGCCUUUUCUGUACGCUGUCUGAGGUUUUCACUUCAGCCUGCUUUUAGGCAGGCCCUUAUAUCGAUCAUAAUAGUGUGAAAUAAUUGUACUGAUAUGUUUUAGUUAACCUUUUUGGUUAAUAAAGACUCUCACUGAA
This is a messenger RNA of Bufo gargarizans (Asiatic toad), 2389 nucleotides long. It is a transcript of the gene NUFIP1, whose product is annotated as nuclear FMR1 interacting protein 1. Lineage: Eukaryota; Metazoa; Chordata; Amphibia; Anura; Bufonidae. Gene Ontology annotation, cellular component: nucleus. Gene Ontology annotation, biological process: box C/D snoRNP assembly. The transcript has 10 exons. Gene Ontology annotation, molecular function: RNA binding. The record is from RefSeq and is a predicted model, not a curated record. The coding region runs from base 20 to 1582 and encodes 520 amino acids.